Neomonachus schauinslandi (Hawaiian monk seal) is the source of this 1734-nucleotide messenger RNA. RefSeq names its product prostaglandin E synthase 2 (gene PTGES2). NCBI's taxonomy places the organism in Eukaryota, Metazoa, Chordata, Mammalia, Carnivora, Phocidae. Gene Ontology annotation, cellular component: mitochondrion. Gene Ontology annotation, molecular function: prostaglandin-E synthase activity. The coding region runs from base 95 to 1213 and encodes 372 amino acids. The record is from RefSeq and is a predicted model, not a curated record. The transcript has 7 exons.
ACCCUCCGGCGAUGGAGACCCUCCCCUUUAAGGGAAGCCUGAUCCCGGGCCGUCUUCGUUUCGCGCGCCCGCCCGCAGCGCCGGCGGAGCGAACAUGGCCCAGGCUGCGCGGGCGCUGUGGCCGGUCGGGCACGCUCUGGCCUGGAGGCUGGGCGGUCGCCUCCCGUCGGGGCUCCCCGCGCAGAGUCGGGUCGGCUUCGCGGGAGCCGCGGGGGGCCCGGGCCCCGCGGCCACCGCCCGCAAGGGGAGCCCGCGGCUGCUGGGGGCGGCGGCGCUGGCCCUGGGGGGCGUCCUGGGGCUGUACCACACCGCGCGGUGGCACCUGCGCGCCCAGGACCUCCGCGCCCAGCGCUCUGCCGCGCAGCUCUCCCUGUCCAGCCGCCUGCAGCUGACUCUGUACCAGUACAAAACGUGUCCCUUCUGCAGCAAGGUCCGCGCCUUCCUCGACUUCCACGCCCUGCCCUACCAGGUGGUAGAAGUGAACCCUGUGCGCAGGGCCGAGAUCAAGUUCUCCUCCUACAGGAAGGUGCCCAUCCUGCUGGCCCAGGAAGGAGAGAGCUUGCAACAACUGAACGAUUCCUCUGUCAUCAUCAGCGCCCUCAAGACCUACCUGGUGUCCGGGCAGCCCCUGGAACACAUCGUCACCUACUAUCCAUCCAUUAAGGCUGUGAACGACCAGGGGAAGGAGGUGACCGAAUUCUUCAACAAGUACUGGCUCAUGCUGGAUGAGAAGGAGGCCCAGCGCAUGUAUGGUGGGAAGGAGGCCAGGAUGGAGGAGAUGAAGUGGCGGCAGUGGGCGGAUGACUGGUUGGUGCACCUGAUCUCCCCCAACGUGUAUCGCACUCCUGCCGAGGCCCUGGCCUCCUUCGACUACAUCGUCAGGGAGGGCAAGUUCGGGGCAUUGGAGGGUGCUGUGGCCAAGUACAUGGGGGCAGCGGCCAUGUACCUCAUCAGCAAGCGGCUCAAGAGCAGGCACCACCUCCAGGAUGACGUCCGUGAGGACCUCUAUGAGGCCGCCGACAAGUGGGUGGCGGCCGUGGGCAAAGACCGGCCCUUCAUGGGGGGUGAGAAGCCGAACCUGGCUGAUCUGGCAGUAUAUGGCGUGCUGCGCGUGAUGGAGGGCCUGGAGGCUUUCGAUGACCUGAUGCGUCACUCCCGCAUCCAGCCCUGGUACCUGCGGAUGGAGAAAGCCAUCGCUGAGGCCCCCCAGUGACCUGAGUGUCCCGGGAGGGGUGGAAGACAGCAGAAGACGCCGGCUGCCGGGGACCAGGACCGCUGGGUCAGCACUUGAUGCUGUGCAGUGGGGGACGGGACCGUUCUGCCUCUCGCCUGCCCCCACCCCUUCAGCCUCCCCCCCCGCCCCCGCUCCGGCUUCUAGCACUGGACACCUGCUGAGGCCUUGGGACGCUGGGGGACAAAAGCCAGGCUUGAUUUGUGUUCACAGCCCCCCUGAGGGGCACAGAAGGCUACCCCUCAGCCCCAGGUGGCUGACCCACCCCUGCCCCCUGUCCUGGGCCUCCCUGCGCUUCAGCUUUUCUCUGGGACUCUCAGUGGCCUCUCUGUCCACACCCUGGGGGUGGGAAUCGGGUCAGGCUCCUGCCCUGGACAGGGGAAGUAGGAAUAGUCUGGUUUAUGAGGGAUUUCAUCCCUGGCUCCUCCUGGUUCCGGCUCUUCCCACUGCCCCCGGGACUGGGUGUCAUGUUCGCAAUAAAGAAAAGGUUUGUUGCUCCCUUG